Molecule: messenger RNA, 258 nt
Organism: Prunus armeniaca (apricot)
Lineage: Eukaryota; Viridiplantae; Streptophyta; Magnoliopsida; Rosales; Rosaceae
Source: the annotation of a GenBank genome assembly
AUGGCCUCUAAGGGCGAGUCUGUAGACUAUGUAUACUAUGCUCCGAUCCCAUCCGACCCGACCCACACCCAAUCCCAGCAAACCAUCAUCCACGACGUGUUUUACUUGCUUGAAGCUUUGGCUAGGGGUGUAAUACCCUUUGAUACUGAUACGGAGGUGGAAGGGACUUUGGGGCUCUCUUUCUUCAAAAUUCCUAUCAAGCCCACCGUAGUCGUGGCUGUAGUUCCGCCCUUGCAUAUAGGUUAUAGGAGAGAGUGA